UCCCUCCCUCUGAACCCAAUUGCUCAAGCCGCUUCCUUCCCCAACGCCAGCGCCAGUUCCUCUCCGUUUGGGGCCCGGGAAGGGCAGCGAACGCUGGACACUGUGGCUGCCGCGGCUGCAGCUGCAAGACCAUGGCCCAGCCCGGAGGGGCCGCGAACCAGGCACCCACGGCCUCUCUUGCGCCGACCGCGCGGAGCCUGCGGUGCGCCCUGCAGCCCCGCCUCUCGGGAGCGGACACCGGUAGCCUGGGCAGGUACUGGGGCAGCGCCACAGCCGCCGCCUCCCGGGAGCCCCGCUUCCUAGGCACGCUGGUGCACUCUGGAUUGGGCUCGGGGCGCCGGCGGGGAGCGCUGCGGGAGCUGCUGGGGCUGCAGCGGGCGGCUCCUGCGGGGUGGCUGUCGGAGGAGCGCGCCGAGGAACUGGGCGGGCCGGGCGCGCCGAGCGGGCAGGGGAGCAGCAGGCUGUGCCUGGAGCCGCGGGAGCACGCGUGGAUUCUGGCGGCCGCCGAGGGCCGCUAUGAGGUGCUGCGGGAGCUGCUGGAGGCUGAGCCGGAGCUGCUGCUGAGGGGCGACCCGAUCACCGGCUACUCGGUUCUGCACUGGCUGGCCAAGCACGGGCGCCACGAGGAGCUCAUUCUGGUUCACGACUUCGCCCUAAGCCGGGGGCUGCGGCUCGACGUGAGCGCCCCAGGCAGCGGCGGCCUCACGCCCCUCCACUUGGCGGCCCUGCAGGGCCACGACAUGGUCAUCAAGGUGCUGGUGGGCGCCCUGGGCGCUGACGCUACGCGCCGCGACCACAGCGGCCACCGGGCCUGCCACUACCUGCGACCCGACGCUCCCUGGACUUUGCGGGAGCUGUCGGGAGCCGAGGAAUGGGAGCUGGAGCGCGGCAGCGGGCGAAACCUCAACAACAACAGCAGCGGCAGCGCGGCGUGGAGUACGAGAUGCACCGCGAGCGCAGUGGGCGCGACGGUGGUGGAGACAAGCAGGAGAGCGGCGACGCCGCGGACCAAGGAGAAGGACGCCGCGGGCAGCCGGGUGGCGCUAAUGCAUGGCCUUUUCCGCCAUCUGUUCCCCUCAUUCAAGGACCGUUGACCGGGACAGAGACUGGAGAGCUAGAAGGGGCCGCGACGCUGUGGCGAUGCCUCCCUCGGUCCUGGGUUGUCCCGGGUUCCACUGAAGGAGCGGCGCCUUGGACGCUGCUUGGGCCUGCAAGGAACAGACCGCGUCGGGGUCCAACUCAGGUACUUGUCCCAGGUCUCCGGUAACCACCGGCCUAGAGGACCCGGGGACUUGGGUACCUUCCUCACCAAGAGAGAGCGAAGGACCAAGCCGGCCUGGCUCCGAGUUCCAAAGUUACGUGACUAAGGAGCUGGGAGCAGGAAGCGUGGUCCUGCUUGGGAGAGUGGGCAGGCAGAACCGCUGGCUUUCUUAGGAAACAUUUGCUGGAAGAAUGAGUUAAGAUUGUAAACCACCAAUGCAGAGAAAACGCCUAACUCUGCCGGCCUGUCUCGGCCAUUAAUAAUGGGUCUUGGGGUGCGUGUAGAGUCAGUCUCUGACAACCCUCUCCUGAGACGACCAGGCCUUACUGGUACCUUUUCGCAUGUAUCACAGGUGAUUUCUUAUGUAUAUUAAAGUGGAAUAUGUUUUCCUUUCACACGA
Saimiri boliviensis boliviensis (Bolivian squirrel monkey) is the source of this 1661-nucleotide messenger RNA. It is a transcript of the gene SOWAHD, whose product is annotated as sosondowah ankyrin repeat domain family member D. Gene Ontology annotation, molecular function: protein binding. The record is from RefSeq and is a predicted model, not a curated record. NCBI's taxonomy places the organism in Eukaryota, Metazoa, Chordata, Mammalia, Primates, Cebidae.